UUGUCAUAAUUAAAACUUUGUUAAGAUAAAGUGAUUAUUUCAUGCACUUGCUUAGUUGAGGGUCCAUUAUUAUCAUAAUAGAAAACCUUCUUUUUAUCACACACUAAUCACGUUCUGACUCUAUUAGGCAGAUUCAAUUUCCAAUUAUUAUUAGUAUUAUUGGUCUAUCCAAACUCUAUCAAUUGUAGGUGGCAACCUAAAUUAAAAGCAACAACAUGUCCUUAAUGUGUAGGGUCUAAUUCAACCUCUUAAAUUGAUGGAAAUUUUUGGACAAGUCAACUUGACAAACCAUCCUCUAAAUACUAAUUAAUUGCACCAUCUAAUAGUAUAUGGUAAGGCAAAAGCUUCCGUAUCCUAUAUGUAUCUAUAUAUGUAUCUAUGCACAGUGAUGUUUUUGACAGUGUCAGAGAUUUUUAUUUCCUUCUUUCAUUCAAUUUUUGUUGUUUUGAAUAAAAGUUAAACCUCUUGUCUUAUCCUAAUAAAAAUGAGCAUGCUAGAAAAACAAGCCAAAGCAUGUUGAAAGAAAAACCAAGACUCAUAAUAAUUUCAUAAAAACGACAAGGAAAAAUGGGCACCCCACUAACCUGUCAAAAAUCAAUCUUUAUACAGCAAAAAUUUUACCAUUAUCUUCAAUACGACAGAUUACUCAACAAAAACCAGUUUUUACCAAUUCUCAAUUAUCAAUCUACCACACUGCAUCUACCUAAAACAAACCCUUUUCUCUGUCUUCUUCCAAACACAAGCCAACCAUAAAAGACAUAAACUUUGUUCUUCCAUCAAGCAUCAAACCAUAGAUAGCUUCAAAAACAAAACAAAAAAAACCAGACAUGGAAGAAACCACUAGUGUUAGUUAUAAUCAAAAUUAUAGUGGAUCACCAAUAACCAACAUACCUCAAGAUUACAUCUUUACUAUUAUCCUUCUUCUUCCUAUAGAUGCAAUUCUAUCUCUUUCAGUGACUUGCAAGAGAUUCAAAGCUAUAACUUCAUCAGACACACUGUGGAAAUCUUUAUGCAAGAGAGACUUAGGUUCAACAUGUGUGGAUUCACUACUCAAGUCUUGUAAUAAUUUCAAUCAGUUUUCAUGGAUGAAACUCUAUAAGCAAGUAUAUCAGAUAGAUUCUGUUUGUUGUCAUAAAUUGUCAUACCCUCAUGGAGAUUUGGAUUUCCCUAAAGCAAGAGCUUCUCACUCUCUCAACUUUGUUUCUGACUGUCUUGUUUUGUUUGGUGGUGGUUGUGAUGGAGGACGACAUCUUGAUGACACGUGGGUGGCAUACAUCGGUAAUGAUUUCCCGAGAAUAUUGAAAUGGAAGACAGUUCAUUCAGGCAUACCAAGUGGAAGAUUUGGUCAUACAUGUGUAGAAAUGGGUGAUUUGCUUGUUCUCUUUGGAGGUAUCAAUGACCAUGGAAACCGUCAAAAUGAUACAUGGAUUGGAAAAGUUACACAUAAUGAAAACAAAGGCAUAACAUUUUCAUGGAAAAUGCUAGAUGUUGGGAAUAUUGCUCCACCUCCUAGGGGAGCUCAUGCUGCUUGUUGCAUUGAUGACAAGAGAAUGGUAAUCCAUGGAGGAAUUGGACUUCACGGCCUCCGUUUAGGGGACACGUGGAUCUUAGAGCUGUCAGAUAGUCAUUGUUUCGGUACAUGGCAUGAGAUUGCUAUACAUCCAUCGCCUCCACCACGUUCAGGACACACGUUGACUUGCAUUGGAAGAAAUAGGACAAUACUAUUUGGAGGUAGAGGUUUAGGUUAUGAAGUGCUUCAUGAUUUGUGGUUAUUGGAAUCUUGUCAAGGUUACAUGAGAUGGAUUCAAGUCCUUUAUGAUUUACAAAACAUACCAGAUGGUGUUUCACUUCCUAGAGUUGGUCACACUGCUACAAUGGUUUUAGGAGGUAGAUUGCUAAUUUAUGGAGGAGAAGACUCAUCAAGACAUAGGAAAAAUGACUUUUGGAUAUUAGAUAUUAGUUCUUUUCCUUCAACCACAGCGAGUUCAAAGAGAGUGUUGACAAGAAUAUGGAAACGUUGGAAAUCAAAUGGAUAUGAACCAAAAUCUAGAUCGUUUCAUCGUGCCUGUGUAGAUCCUUCUGGUCGUCAUUUAUAUGUGUUUGGUGGAAUGGUGGAUGGUUUAGUUCAGGCUGUUGAACCUUCUGGACUCGGUUUUGAUAAGGAGCUCUUUCUUGUGGAGCUUGUGCUACAACUCUAAGGACUAAUUGGAAUUGAGAUUGUGUAUAGUGCGAUUAAAUGCAGCUAGCCACAUAUGGACCAUUCGGUUUUGGUGUAGAUUAUGUUUGUUUUUAAAAUCUAAAAUACCGAGUUUGAAAUUUAGACUGUCUGGUCUUAAUCGAAAGGUUUAGAUGUGAUUGAUUGUAUGCAGUCACAAGGUUGUGCCUCCAACAACUCUGAUCCUUAAUUAAGUAGGCAAUGAAUCUCAUGUAUUUUCAAUUACAUAGCCAUUAUCUAGUGUCAUUUACUGCUAUUAUAGUAUUGCUAUUGUAAAUACAGAAACUAUAUUAAUCUUUCAUUUUCAA
Molecule: messenger RNA, 2523 nt
Organism: Trifolium pratense (red clover)
Lineage: Eukaryota; Viridiplantae; Streptophyta; Magnoliopsida; Fabales; Fabaceae
Product: F-box/kelch-repeat protein At1g51550
Exons: 2
Coding region: 828-2198 (456 amino acids)
Molecular function (GO): protein binding
Source: RefSeq, a predicted model, not a curated record